AUGCAAUUUAAAAGUGAGAGAAGAGUUGGAAUUUACGAAGGUAGUGGAAUUCUUCAAAAUAUUAUACAACUUGAAAGCAUUAUCCGAUAUGAAAGUGAUGCUUUGAGUGAUGACACCAAACUUCGCAAAGAAGUGAAAAAGUUUAUGGAAAUAAUUGUAGACUUGUUGAAAGACGGAGUGGAGGUUGAUGACUCAUUGGCCAAUGAUAUUCCUUUCUCUUAUUAUAAUGUUUGA
This is a messenger RNA of Diversispora eburnea, 234 nucleotides long. Lineage: Eukaryota; Fungi; Glomeromycota; Glomeromycetes; Diversisporales; Diversisporaceae. The record is from the annotation of a GenBank genome assembly.